Molecule: messenger RNA, 669 nt
Organism: Monomorium pharaonis (pharaoh ant)
Lineage: Eukaryota; Metazoa; Arthropoda; Insecta; Hymenoptera; Formicidae
Exons: 1
Coding region: 1-669 (222 amino acids)
Source: RefSeq, a predicted model, not a curated record
AUGGGAAGUUCAGAAUUGGAGCCAAAGAUUGAAUUACUCAAAGUUCAGUGGCGAAUGCCGCACGUGUUACUGAACGAAAUAAAUAAACUGUCGAUGCUGCGUGCUCUGGAAAGCGGGCGAUACCUCAGCAUGGCAUUUCGCUCUUGGGAUUUGUACCAGUAUCCUUUAUUGCAAAGCACAACCAAACAUUCGUGGGCCAUCAAGACCGCUACUCAGCUUGAGAAGCCUCGAUACGUCGUUUUCGCUCUGCAGGCUGGUCGGAAGAAUAUCAUGUCUGAAAACAUGAGCCGAUUCGAUCAUUGCAAAUUAAUCAACGCAAAACUCUAUUUAAACUCGGAAUGUUAUCCGUACGAUGAUCUGAAUCUGGAUUUCGAUAAAAAUAAAUGGUCGAUUCUGUACGAGACGUAUGCACAUUUCUGUAAAAACUAUUACGGAUAUGAUUAUCUCGAGCCGAAUCAAUCCGUCACCACGUUUCGACAUAAUGGUCCAUUCGUGAUUAUCGAUUGCUCUCGACAAAACGAAUCGAUUAAGAGCGCAACCGUGGACGUACGCUUAGAAUUUGAAUGCAGAGAAAAUGUACCCGCGAACACUACAGCGUACUGUCUCAUUAUACACGAUCGUGUGAUUCAGUACAACCCGUUGACCAACGUUGUGCGCAAAAUUACCUAA